AUGCCCGCCGAGGACGCGACCUUUAGCAUUCGCGAUGGCUACCACCUACGCGCCCUCAAUGAGCAGCACGCGGCGAAUGUCGACAAGGCGUGUUUUCCCGAGCUGCUUCGGUCGACGCCGCGGGCGGCCGUGAGCGUCAAGGCCCCCGACGUGCGCGUUGGGGAAGCGACAACGCUGGACGCCACGUCGCCGCUCGAGGCCUGGCUCGUCUUUCGUCACCGCGACCUCGUGGCGCGAAGCAACCAAGAGGUGACGCCAGCAUCGCCAUCUCCACCACGCCACUAUGCACUGCCACGGCAGCCGUGUCGACCAGUGAAGCUCCAGCCAAAGACGCAGCUACGGUAUUUGCCGCAUUUGUUGCUGUCGCCGAGGACGAGUCGAACCCCGCCACUUGUACCGACCGCACCGGAAGUGGAGCCCAAGCGGUACGAGACCGAGACCAGUCGCUUCCGCAUGCGCACAACGAUCAAAGCCUCGCGCACGUCGACGCUCUCGGCUCGGAUCGUGCAGCUUAUGCUGGCGCCAGAGGCCCUCGCCGACGUCGAGGCGGCUGCGCGCAAGCACCGAGCAUGCGACCGCGUCACCACCAACAAGCAGCUGGUCGUGACGCCUGUGCCGCCCGAGGCCCGCGUGGAGCGCAGCGAAACGCUGCAACUGCGGCGCAAAGCACAGGUGGCGCGAUACUUCCAGCACCAAGAGACGAUGCGGCAAGCGACCGAGCGCAGCGUCGAUCGCUGGGGCGCGCGACGGCGCCAGGAAAAGGCCAACCACCUCCGGCAUGCCCGCGCCAAGCGUGUCUUGGUCAGUGUCUUGGUUGCUCUCGCCGCUUCCAAGCUGCGCGAGCGCUUCAAGGCGAUCGAGCCCUCGAUCAAGAUGGCCCAGAUGGUGCACGCAUGCCGGAAGAUUCAAGCGUUCUGGCGCGCCAAAACACACGCCAUGUCCAUGUCGCAUGCUGCCGAGGCGGUGGUGCGGAUCCAGCGCUUCAUCCUCAGCCGCAUCGGCACGUACCGGAAUCACUGCAAGCGCCGCGCCGUCGUCGUCCUCAUCACGAGUCUACGCGAGUGCCAUGACGCCAAGUUCCGACGCGCCAUGUUCAAGUACCGGCAAUCGGUGCGGCAGUUCCAGGCCAUGUGGCGCAGCUGGGCCGUCAUCACCGACGCCCGCAUCAAGCUGCUUUUGCUCCUUUGGAACAAGGUCGAGAAGAAGCUCCACGCAGCGUCCGAGUCGCGCGAAAAGUCGCCGGGACCGGGGCAUGUGGACCAUCACCGCCGAAGCAACCUGUCGGGGCGCCAUAGUGCAUGCGGGCCCCCGUCGAGUGCCGGCACGAAGAAAGUGGUCCAUGCCGUCAAGCUGCUCGGGCACUUGAGUGUGUUGAACGUCGUCAUGUCGCCAGAGGACGAAGCGCAAAAGGCCACGCAGCAUGCAGCUCGCGUUCCCCUCGCCUUGAAAGUGAGUUUGCUCAAGGCGCUCCUCUCGACCAAGCGGCACGAGUUUUUGAAUCGCCGCGAGCAGCUACGGGCGGCGUGGGAGAAGGACCGCGACGAGCGCCGGCGACGGGGCUUUGGCAUGGACGUCUCGUCCGUGCUCGUGUUUGAUAGCCUCCGGUAUGGGAAAGCGCAAUUUCUGCUGCUGCAGCACGUUCGCGACGCCGACAUUGCAGAGCUCAUUGCGCAAGCCGAGAGCAUCCACGCCCAGUCUCGGUCGUCGAUGCCGUCUCGUCUCGAUGCACGGCUGUUUUAA
Saprolegnia parasitica CBS 223.65 is the source of this 1740-nucleotide messenger RNA. RefSeq lists its product as hypothetical. The coding region runs from base 1 to 1740 and encodes 579 amino acids. The transcript is spliced from 13 exons. NCBI's taxonomy places the organism in Eukaryota, Oomycota, Saprolegniomycetes, Saprolegniales, Saprolegniaceae. The record is from RefSeq and is a predicted model, not a curated record.